Molecule: messenger RNA, 1264 nt
Organism: Syngnathoides biaculeatus (alligator pipefish)
Lineage: Eukaryota; Metazoa; Chordata; Actinopteri; Syngnathiformes; Syngnathidae
Gene: tifa
Product: TRAF interacting protein with forkhead associated domain
Exons: 2
Coding region: 1-1086 (361 amino acids)
Biological process (GO): canonical NF-kappaB signal transduction
Molecular function (GO): protein binding
Source: RefSeq, a predicted model, not a curated record
AUGAAUCAAAAUCCCCAAUCGGUCUUCCUAGUUCGUGACUCAAAAUGUCAUCAAGAUUUAGGUGUUUUGCUUAUUUUAGUCGUACGCGCUUGCGCUUUCCGAUGUAACUUCCUUACAAAGAUGACGUGUGAACGAUUUUUUAAAAAAAAAUGUGACUUCUUGCAACACUUUCAACUAUGCGUCACGACAUCACGUGAUUUGCUCCUCGAGGGGACUUUUAGUUGUUUGUGUUACGAAACCGCUAAAGUGUUGAAAUGCGCGGAAACUGCAAAAGAACAGCAAGCGGCCACUUUGUUGCCUUCCAGUCCUGCACCCCAAAAAAGAUCGAACGGAGUCUUGAGGUGGUGUUUUCCCCGCGUGACUAUUAGCGCUUCUCUUCUCCCGAACGACCGCGACCCUCCCCGAGAACAAAAAAGAAACAGUUUCCUCGUACAUUCUCAACGCAGCCGUCCGUCUACGAGACAAGGAUUCCUCACGAUGGACGUGUCCCAGACAAUCGAGACAGAAGAAGAUUUGCUGACACGUCUCCGCAUCAGCUUCUACCAUCCACAGCAGAACUGCAAACCUCUGUACGGCCUGCUUCCGUUGGGCGUCAGGAGAAAACAUUUGGCAGAGGAGUCUCUGCGCUUGGGACGGGACGCCCAGUCGUGCGUCUUCGCGCUGGCCGACCCCCGGGUGUCCCGCAGGCAACUGGCCCUGCAUGCGUACCGCCAGGCCGGGAACCCCGAGCUCCUGUUCAGCCUCCAGAACCUGUCCCAGACGGUCAAGGUGACCGUGAACGGCUCAGUCCUGGACUUCUUGGAGAGGGCGGACCUCCCCGACAAGGCCCUGAUCCGCUUCGCGGAGUACGAGGUGCUGGUCGUCAAGGAGACCGGAGAGGCCAGGCGCAGGUUCGAGGUGGAGCUGGAGGUGCUGCCCGUGUCUCCUUUCAGGGACUCGGCCUCGCAUCUGACGCAAGUGGAGGUUGGGCUCCCCGCGGAGAGCGACGAGACGCCGUUUCUGUCAACUUCCGAUCCGCGAAAAUCUGCCGAGAAUGCUGACGGAGGCGUAGGGACGUCGGGUGUUCAUCAACCCAACAGACUCUAGAAUGCUGACCCGAUACCGCAUUCCCGUUUGGGCCACAGUCAAGUCACAAACAAUUGGGACUUGAAAUUUCAACGCCAAGUCCCGGCCGGCUUUGCCCCCCCCCCCAAAAAAAACAAACAGAGGACCAGGACGCAGGGCAACCGUACAAAAACAACUUUAUUAAAGUUUAAAAUGUCCA